AAGUGUUUUUGUUGUAGCUAAUAGCUCCUCUGUUGCAGUGAUGGCGGAGGGCAGGAGUGGAGACGAUAUCGUGUCAGAGUUUCUCCAACAGAACCCUCACCUGGCACAGUGGGUAGAGUCUCUGGCGGGGGAGAGCGAGACAGAGAAGCAGUGGAGCGCCCGGCGAGAGUUCAUCUUCCGUAACAUGGAGGGCUUUCCCACCAUCCAGCCAGGCAGCCCCAGCCCCAGCCUGGACCGGCUGAUCUCGCUCUCCAUGGUCUGGGCUAACCACAUCUUCCUGGGCUGCCGCUACCCCCAGCCAGUGAUGGACAAGAUAACCGAGAUGGCAGAAGGGAUUGCUGUCCACAACGCUCCCACCCACAAGACUAGAGACGAGAUAAUGGGCACGAGUAAAGAUGCCUCCAAGAAGCUGAAACCAGGAGUUGGUUACAGAGCCAAAACUGGGCCUUCGCUACAGGCCCCCAAGGAGCACCAGCCUUUCUUCAACCGGCUGUACAAGGCAAUUGCCUGGAAGCUGGUGUCAGCAGGGGGGUUUGGGCCAAACAUAGACCACUUUGAGAUCCUGCGGACCUGCGUGGAGUCCGCCAAGGCCAGCCUGGGCUGUGUUUUUGUGCCCCUGAAGGAUAUCCCAGACCUGCCGGCAGGCCGGGCUCAGCAGGGGGGGCUGGUGUGUGAGCUGCGCUGUCAAACAGUGUACCUGGGAACCGGCUACGGGCGCGGAGAGGACAGUGCCAGGGCCAUGGCAGCCAAAGAGGCUCUGAAGCUCUUCCAGAGCCGCAAGGUCACGGUAAAGAUCUUCCGCCGGAAGUACAGAGGCCGUGAUGUGGAGGAUUUAGUGCUGCACGACGACCAAAUGAGGAACUCUAGCUUUCCCCCUGCGCUGAGCUACCCCUUUGAUCCAGAGUAGCAACAGCUGCAGACUCCAGUCCUUUGGAACAGCAGGAAACACACACACACCUACCUAGAGUUACAAAGAGCUUACAAGCUCUUCCUUGGGGCUCACUUACCCUUAUGAGGCACAGCAAAUGAAUACAAGGCAUUUAGUAAUGCUUUGUAACUCUCUUUGUUCCUCCUUAGAUUUUCCCCGGUUCAAGUUUCAGCCAGGUUGUGUAUCUUGCCAUCUAUUGCACACAGAACACUUACAGCAGACUAGGAGAAGGCAGGGAGUUUUGAUUUCACAUUCCCUUUAACUGCGAUUCCUUUUGAGAAAUAAUGCAGUCAUCAGGAAGAAUAAAUCAACAAGCACUACUUAACUGUAAUGCCUUCCUGUUUACCAGUGGAAAGUGUAAUCCAGGCUGCAGUCGGCUCUUAGUCCUUUGCUGGAUAACUUUUAAUACUCAUGACUGCUGUGAAGAAUUAAGUGAUAUUUCAGCUCAUAUGUUUUAGGAAAGUUUCCCCAGUUUAUCUUAACAUGUAGAUAACACAAAACUUGUUAUAGUUUUUUUUUUUUUUUUGUUAAUGUAAAAGUGAAGAAGUUUAAGUUUUAACUGAAUGGGAGGGAAUGUUUCAAACCAGACAAAUGUAAAGUGUGUGUGUGUGUUUUUUUUUUUCUUUUUUUAAUCAAAAUUGGCAUCUCAUUUGGAAUAAGCUACAUCUCCCCUGUACACACAUUUGGUGAUUCAGAAUUGGUUUGUUCUUGCUUAAAUGUUUCAGUAAGACUUCUAGUUAAUUUUGAGUGAAUUUAAGUACUUUUAGAACUAGUUCAUUCUGGAUGUAUUUAUUUUAUGAUUGUAUUUUUUAUUUAGGUAUUUAAAUGAAUCCUCCAGACUUUUUUCUGUUUCGGUACUCACAGAGUGAGCCUGUUGGCCCCACUUGAACAGAUUUUCAAGAAAGCUGGACCAGUUUUAGCAGAGCACACAGAUCGGAAGCAUGUGUACCUCUCUCUCAUUUUAAAAUAAAAGGUGUGAUAAAAGUUUGAGGAGUUGUGUUAAAGUUCAAGGAUGCUUGGCCUGCAGGCUUACCAAGGUGCAUGAGUUCAGCUUCGCCCUUUACCUCUCAGAAACAGUCGCACGCUCCACAAGCUCAACGCCAAAUCCAAGCCCGGCAAAUAAAACACUGGCGCUCGUCUACAUCAACACAUUGUUAUUGUGUUUUGCUGUGAUUGGACACACACAUCAGCAGGAUUUUCUUUUACCUCUAUAGAAAAUCUACAGAAUCACCACUAGAAGGCGGCACAAGCUUAAGAACCAAUACAGAAAAAAAGGAAAAAACUGUCUAGAGGCCAAAACUGCUCCGUAUUGUCAACGACUCCAAAUGACAGCACCUCCAAGGCUUAAGGCUUGCUUGCAGGGUAAUAUAGGGAAGUUUUGCCAGUUCUAAAAUAAAA
This is a messenger RNA of Polyodon spathula (Mississippi paddlefish), 2326 nucleotides long. Its product is annotated as CDKN2A-interacting protein-like. The record is from RefSeq and is a predicted model, not a curated record. Gene Ontology annotation, cellular component: nucleoplasm; nucleolus. The transcript is spliced from 4 exons. The coding region runs from base 41 to 907 and encodes 288 amino acids. Lineage: Eukaryota; Metazoa; Chordata; Actinopteri; Acipenseriformes; Polyodontidae.